Messenger RNA from Podarcis lilfordi (Lilford's wall lizard), 29351 nucleotides. The record is from the annotation of a GenBank genome assembly. NCBI's taxonomy places the organism in Eukaryota, Metazoa, Chordata, Lepidosauria, Squamata, Lacertidae.
AUGCUCUCUGGCAGGCUGAACCACUCAGACAUCGCCAUGGUCCCUUCCCUCUCUGUGCUGCUUGCAAGCUGCCUGCCCCUGAUUUUGGGAGUUGCUUGGGAUGGAGAUGAAGCCCCCGCGGUAAGCCUCUUGCAUUGAUUCUCCCCCAGGGCGUUCUCCUCCCCCUACAUUUGGGGGGGGGUCCUAAAACUUGAGCAGUUAUGGGGGCCCCCUUUGCAACCAGUAAGGAGGGCUAGGCAACCAGUUACCUUCUUCAGUGGGGUUGUUCCAUGACGGAUCACCACAAUUCUGUAAAAAACAAAACAAAAAAACCCUACUGCAUGUCAGAUUUUGAUUAAAAUUGCUGUACUUGAUGAUCUCAUAUCUCAAAGCCACUGCUGUGAAUUGUUGCUGUUGCUGCUGCUGCUGUUACAUUUAUGUGCGGCACAUACUUCCAGCACAUAUAAAUAAUGAAAAAAAUGAAAGGAAAUUCGAUUUUGAUGAAUCCCUGAAUUGAGUUUUAUUAUUUCGGUCACAGACCAAUUCCAGCCCACAUACAAUAUCGAGGAAGUCAUAAAACACAAUAGGGAUACAUUUGAAUUUGCAAUUAGGUAUAACAGGGACAAUACAGAUAUAGCAACAGUUAAAAAAUAUAUCAAUUAAAGCUUAGUCACUAAUAUAUAACCUAAAAUUAUCAUUUAAAACCUUCAUCUUUAUAACAGCACAGCUUGUUCCCUAAGUUAUAUGGCAAUCGCACAGAAUCUGGCUACCCAAAUCCGAAUUAUGAAUCCCUUAUUCGUAUAUGUUUGAGAAAUUUGUUCUUCUCUCUUUUGUUUUUUUUAAACCAUUUUUUUAUUGAGUUUUCCAUAUUUCAUUACAUUUUAAUUACACAAAUCCAUAACUUAAAACAUUGCUCACACAAAGCACCGACCUCCUUCCCUCCCUUCUUUCUGACUUCCAAACAUCUUUUACCAAUUCCUCACUUUUCUAUGUUCUUCUCUCUUUUGUAUUUGUUAAUAACUUGGCAAUUUGGGGGGGUGGGGGGGACUGUUAAAAGGAAAAAAGAACUGUGCAGGUUCUGGCCAAGGGCUUUGGAGCCGACGGAGGUUGAAGCCAAGUUAUCCUUACUACAAAGCUUUGAGUCAUUUUAACUGGUGUGGCUGUGCCUCCCCAGACAUCCUGGGGGGCUGUGGCUUGGUGGUGGGGUGUGCUGAGAGGGAUCCCCAAUGGGGACCCCUUGACGCAGGCGGGGGGGCUUCACAGAACGCCUGUCCCCAGGAUUAUGACCCUUGUGGAUAAGCCCAGAGUAUCAAGGGAACCGGCCACCUUGCAAAGGAUGCUGACUCACAGGAACCCAAAUUUGCUCCCCCCCUUGACCCCCUUCAAGGAUUGCCCCAUGGAAAACGCGCCACGCCUUCCCCAACACCACCAGGGCUGCCCCACCUCUUCUGCAAAAAACUGAGCUUUGCAUGCAGGGCGGGGGACACAUCCUGCCCUUCCAGAAGCCAGGAAGAAACACAUGUAAAUCUUCCUGCAAAGGAUGUUUGCUCUCUGAGAUGUCCUGUUAGGGAUAUGUUGCCUUUCAGGUUGAUGAGUCUGUGUGAGCAGAGUCUUGAUCCCAAGGAGGCUGGCAAGGAAGGCUUGUAGGUCCUGUAAUAAACAAAAACCUGCCCUUAUUCCCUUAUGGGGGACACAAGAGCCCUUGUAAAGUCCUUUGCAGGUUCUCCAUCAGUCGGAGAAAAUAACAGAGGCCAACCAGAGAAUAUUGAGAAGCAAAGCAGCUAGUAAGCCUGAUCUUUAUUGAUCUGUUGCAACAGGGUGCCCCCUUCACACGCAGGAGGAGGAACCCAGAACCCAGGUGUGUCCGCCCUUAUAUAGACAUUUUAAAUUGCCCACCUUGGAGUCCAAGACCACCCCCACAAACAUCAUACCUACAUCACAGAAAAGGCGGUCUACAGCAGAAAUUUGAAUGUUCUUGUUUUUCCUGUCUGCCAGGUUAUCUGAUGAUGCCUUAUGUGAUUACCUUUCCUGGUAGUCUGCCCAUUUCUUUGAGAUGGUGAUUUCCCAAUUCCUGAGACAAUGGGAAGAUUCCCUCACCCCUCCCUCCUUGCAGGGAAAACAUUUGGCCAGUUUGCGAGUCAAAAUAGUUUCAGGGAGUCAAAAUGGUUUCAGGGCAGUCUUCCUGUGCUGCUCAGGACAUGCGGUCCCCAUAUCUAUUUACGUGCUAGAUUGGUACAUUUAUUAUAUAUAUAUAAGACCUUAAAUUUUUCAUUUCAGUCCCAAAACAAGGGCUGAAGCAGGAGACACGCACCCCAUAGAAGAGGGAAAAAUGGAGCCUGCACACACACCAUGCAUUUAAAGCCCUCUCCCACCACACAAAGAGUCCUGGGAACUGUAGUUUAAGGGUGCAGGGAAUUGUAGCUCUCUGAGGGUUAAACCAUAGUUAAGGACAUAAGAAGAGCCUGCUGGAUCAGGCCCGCAGCUCAUCUCGACCAGCAUCCUGUUCUGACAGCGCCCAACCAGAUGCCCAUCACUGUGGGAGGGAGUUCCAUAGUUUAUGCGCUGCGCGAAGAAGGACUUUCUUCCCAGGAUUGUUCUUUGGGGUGGGGGUGGGGGAAUGUGCUUUUAAAUGUGAGGUAAAGGUAAAAGGUCAAGGACCCCUGGACGGUUAAGUCCGGUCAAAGGUGAUUAUGGGGUUGCGGCGCUCAUCUCACUUUCAGGCCAAGGGAGCCAGCAUUUGUACACAGACAGCUUUCUGCCUCAUGUGGCCAGCAGGACUAAACCGCUUCUGGCGCAACGGGACACCGUGACGGAAGCCAGAGCGCACAGAAACGCCAUUUACCUUCCCACCGGAGUGGUACCUACUGAUCUACUUGCGCUGGUGUGCUUUCGAACUGCUAGGUUGGCAGAAGCUGGGACAGAGCAACGGGAGCUCACUCCGUCACGGGGAUUCGAACCACAGUGGUGCCCCGCAAGACGAAUGCCUCGCAAGACGGAAAACCCGCUAGACGAAAGGGUUUUCCGUUUUUGAGUUGCUUCGCAGGACGAAUUUCCCUAUGGGCUUGCUUCACAAGACGAAAAUGUCUUGCGAGUCUUGAGAUUUUUUUUUCGCUCCCCCCCCCUUUAUCUAAUCCGCUAAGCCUUUAAUAGCCUUUUAGCAGCUAAUCCGCUAAGCCUUUAAGCCUUUAAUAGCCGCUAAACCGCUAAUAGCGCUAAUCCGUUAAGCCGCUAAUAGGGUUGCUUCGCAAGACGAAAAAACCGCUAGACGAAGACACUCGCGGAACGGAUUAAUUUCGUCUUGCGAGGCACCACUGCACUGACCUUCCGAUCAGCAAGCCCAAGAGGCUCAGUGAUUUAGACCACAGCGCCACCCGCGUCCCCUCACUUUUAAAUGUAUAGUAUAUGUGGCCCCAAUGCAUUGUGCAUCUGUGAAACUGGGUUCCAGUUCACGAAAGGCCACUUUCUGGCACAACCUUAAGGUCUCGCCUCUCUUUCCUCCUAGUGCCUCAGAAGUCGCUCGGAGGGUGUCGAUUCUUGUGGGCCCCGAGUCAAGAGACAAGCUGGUGAGUGAAAAGGGACCCUCAGAGGCAGGGCUGGACUCAGUAUAGGUUCAGCUGGGGCAGGAUCCUGCCCCUGGAUGGCCAAACAGACCUCUCCUCCUUUGAGUCCAAGGCACAUUGCUGAAGAGAGGCACAUCCUACCUCCUUGCUUGCCUCUGCCCAGUCAUGCGCCCCCAAUCAAAACACCCACAUUCCAUAAGGUCUCACACAAUCCUAGCGUUGGAAGGGACCCCGGGGGCCGCCCAGUCUGGCCCCCUGCAAUGCAGGCAGUGGCGGAACUUGGGGUCUCAAAUUUCAGCUUUUUCUGCUGCCUCAUCACACGGUUGACUCAUGUUAAGGUUGUGGUCUGUUUGCUAAGACCCCUAGAUCCUUUUCACAUCGUGAGCCAGAUGUCCCCCAUUUUAUAUUUGUACAUCUGGUUCUUCCUGCCCAAGCAGUGCCAGAUUUGCGUAUAAGCUAAACAAGCUAUAGCUUAGGGCCCCACUCUUUUGCCCCCCCCCAAAAAAAACAUACUUCUUCUUAAUUGUGUUUCAGUUCAACGAUUACUUUGAUAAAAUGCAUAUUUUGUUAUGUGCAAAUGGCUUUAGAUACCAUAUAAAUUACCAUAUAGCAUAUAUUCAACACAAAAAACAGUGACAAUUUGUUGUUGACAAAGGACAGCUGGACAUAUAAAGGGCCCCAUUACCUUCAGUAGCUGAGGGCAGGAGUCUGCAAACUUUUUCAGCAGGGAGCCGGUCCACUGUCCCUCAGACCUUGUGUGGGACUGGACUAGAUUUGGGGGGCUGAACAAAUUCCUAUGCCCCACAAAUAACCCAGAGAUGCAUUUUAAAUAAAAGGGCACAUUCUACUCAUGUAAAAACACGCUGAUUCCAGGACUGUCUGUGGGCCAGAUUGAGAAGGCGAUUGGGCCAGAUCUGGCCCCCGGGCCUUAGGUUGCCUACCCAUGGCUUGCAGCGGUUCUCAACCUGUGGGUCCCCAGAUGUUGUUGGACUACAACUCCCAUCAUCCCUGAGCUCUGGCCUUGCUAGCUAGGGGUGAUGGGAGUUGUAGUUCAACAACAUCUGGGGACACACAGGGCCUCAUCAAACCUAAAUCCAGCCCUGCGCCCAAGUGUCGAAUAGAUGCACACACACACACACACACACACACACACACACAGAGGUAAAGGUAAAGGGACGCCUGACCAUUAGGUCCAGUCGUGGCCGACUCCGGGGUUGCGGCGCUCAUCUCACUUUACUGGCCGAGGGAGCCGGCGUACAGCUUCCGGGUCAUGUGGCCAGCAUGACUAAGCUGCUUCUGGCGAACCAGAGCAGCGCACGCCAUUUACCUUCCCGCCAGAGCGAUACCUAUUUAUCUACUUGCACUUUGACGUGCUUUCAAACUGCUAGGUUGGCAGGAGCAGGGACCAAGCAACGGGAGCUCACCCUGUCGUGGGGAUUUGAAUCACCGACCUUCUGAUCGGCAAGUCCUGGGCUCUGUAGUUUAACCCACAGCGCCACCCACGUUGCAUUAGGUCCAUAAAUUACCAUAAAACAUAUAUUCAACACAAAAAACACAAAAAUCACCAUAUAGCAUAUAUUCAACACAAAAAAACAGCUGGACAUAUAAAGGGCCCCAUUACCUUCAGUAGCUUAGGGCCUCAUCAAACCUAAAUCUAGCCCUGUGCCCAAGCGUUGAAUAUAUGCGCGCGCGCGCGCACACACACACACACACACACACGUAUUAAAACAUACAGGUCAUUACAAGAAAAACAUUGAAGCUGCACCAGCCAUUUCUUAAAAAGCAACCUGGAAUAAGAAGUGUGUGCUGAUUUACCCAGGGGCCACCCGGGAUGGGGGGUGGCGAGGCAGGACCCCCCUCCCAUACAACUCACUGGCUCUGCUCUCGCCCAGCUGCAUGGCGCAGGGGCGGAGGCGUUGUUCUGCGCCCAUGCUUGUCUGCUUUCUCCCCCAGGCCUGAUCCGUGGCGCUGCCUACCUCAAGCUCUCCCCGGGGUCCUCAGGGCCCUUAGACUCCGUGCAGGUGCAGCAGUUCCUCCAGACGGUGAGCGUCCCCCGGGAGGUAGCUGGCACAUCAAGCAGCAUCGCCAGCCUGGACGUCACGACCAGUGAGUAAAGGAAAGAGCCUCCUGAGGCUGUUCCUGAGCCACCUUCACAAACCAUCUUGCUCUCUACCUGCUUCAAGCUUCUGGUCCUCAAGGGGUUGGGAUUAUUGUACCUUGACUCUGUAUCUCCAGGCUUGCCUUAUCUGGUGAGAUCAUCUUCUGAGGCCCUCCUUCGUGUGCCUCCUCAAGAAGUCCGGAGGCUGGCAACACGAGAGCAGGGCCUUUUCUGCAGUGGCUCCCCAUCUGUGGAAUGCUCUCCCCAGGGAGGUUUGCCUGGCGCCUUCAUUAUACACCUUUAGCCACCAGGCAAAAACAUUCCUUUUAAACCAGGCCUUUGGUUGACCUAAUGGACAUCCUAUACCCUUUUAAAAUGUGUGUGUUAUUGGGGUGUUGUUUUUUAUUCUGAUUAUAUAUAUUGUGGUUUUUAUGUUGAUCUUUUCUGUGAACCGCCCUGAGACCUCUGGGUAUAGGAAGGUAUAUAAGCCCUACCAACAACCACAACCACAACCACAACCACAACAACAACAACAACAAUUUAUUAUUUAUACCCUCCCAUCUGGCUGGGUUUCCCCAGCCACUCUGGGCGCAGCUCCCAACACAAUAUUAAAAAUGCGAUAAAAGAUCAAACAUUAAAAAGUUCCCCAGACAGGGCUCCCAACCUGUUAAGAAAGAAAACCCAGAUCUGUCAGUUUCAGAUUCUUGUUUUCCCAGUUUUAAAUUCUUCAACUACCUAUCAACCUCGUUCAGCGCACUGUUCAUCCACAUUUUGCAGAUGCCAUACAUUACUCAUCUUAUUCUAUUAUCUGUUUAUAACUCCCAUUAAUGCAAUGUUGGAGGGGGAUUUCCAGCCAGUGGCAGAGUACAGAGUGACUCCAGGAGACAUGGGUGUAAAAACCCAAACUAAAACGAAGACUUUAUUACUAAACAAUAAACACAAACUCUGGUGGGUGUUAUUCCUGCAGGCAGGCUACAAAACUCAGCUUUUUUCCUUUAUAGCAACGGCCACCUGCAGCCAAUUAAUCCCAGAAACUUCUUAAAGGUUUCUGUGCCGAAUGUCCCCUAACAUGCAAUUGUGGGCAGGGUUAGGGUUAAGGGUGUGAAUCCUCAGUUGUCGUGAGUUUGAAGGGGAGAAAUGUAAAUGUUGGAAUUAAACAGCAAUGGAACGUGGCAAGUAUGUCUGUAACAAUUCAACUUAGAGCUUAAAUGUAUGCAAAAUAACCCUUCACAGCAGCAGCAAUUAGUGAUAGCACAAUUUAUGCAGCUUUGCACUUGUAAUAGGACAGGAAACCAUUGCUGCCAGUGCUCUGACCCUGGCAGGUCUCUGUUCAGACUUUCUUUGCUUUCAAAGCACAGAAUCAUAGUGUCGAGUUGGAAGGGACCCCAAAGGUCAUCUAGUCCAACCCCCUACAAUGGAGGAAUCUGCCAGGAGCUCAUCCUACACUCGAGUAGGACCCUGGCAGAGACACAUGCCCAACUGGCAUGUUCCCUCCCUCCUGGUCGAUCGAUUGGGAGCUUCAAAAGCUUUCUUCAGCCCGAACAUCACAGCGACCGAUGCCAACAGACACUGGCACACUUAGGGAUCUGCAGAGUUUGCGCAUCAUGCAUGGCAGACCUCAGCAACUCAGCAUUUGGGCUAAUCUACUUUAAAGGUAAAGGUAAAGGGACCCCUGUCCAUUAGGUCCAGUCUUGGCCGACUCUGGGGUUGCGGCGCUCAUCUCACUUUACUGGCCGAGGGAGCGGGCGCACAGCUUCCGGGUCAUGUGGUCAGCAUGACUAAGCCGCUUCUGGCGAACCAGAGCAGCGCACGGAAACACUGUUUACCUUCCCGCCGGAGCAGUACCUAUUUAACUACUUGCACUUUUACGUGCUUUCGAACUGCUAGGUUGGCAGGAGCAGGGACCGAGCAACGGGAGCUCACCCCGUCGCGGGGAUUUGAACCACCGACCUUCUGAUCAGCAAGUCCUAGGCUCAGUGGUUUAACCCACAGCGCCACCAGCGAAUAGAUGCUGAAUACAUGCCUGUAAAUAAUGCUUACACAUGUCUCUGUCUGCCACUUCCGUUGUAAGAAGAUUUAUUCACUCUGUUGACAGAGCGUGCCAAGUCUGUAAAGGUAUCUGAGGCUUGUGUCGCUGUUUGAUACUGAGACUGGAGAUCGCCUGGCUGCAGGCCAGUGGCUGGAGCCACCUGGGGGCCUGCCUGAUGCCCCCAUCUCCCCGGCAGCAUCCCAACACAUCCUUCUCCUUCUCUCUCCCCCCAGAGUGUGACCCCCGGCAGUGGGAGAUGAUGGCGUUUGGCUACAGCCGGACUUGCCGCUGUCUCCCCGGCUACCAGUACAGCGACAGAGACUGCUCUCGCUUCCAGGGGUGUGGGGGUCUCUUCCAGGCCGCGGCCUCCUUCGUCUUCACACCCCCUUGCGACUGCCUCCGCUGGACUUCUGAAGACCCCGGCUACUGCCUGCCGCUGCUGGAGGCGGCCACAGGUUUGCAAAAGCCCACCUGGUGUGGCAUCGGUACACUGCAGUGCACCCUGGGUGGGGCAGCCCUCGGGUCUGGCUUGGAAACUCCACCUAGGGCAGAAUGCUGCUGCCAGAUUGCUGACAAAGACUUCUGACCGGGAACAUAGGGCCCCAUUGGUGUGUGUGUAUAUAUAAGUUUUUUGACAUACCAUUUUCAACAAUAAUUAAACAUACUUUUACAUCUUAUUCCAUUUUUUGACUUCCAUCAGUCCUGUCUGAAAAUAUUCCAGUCUAAUCUCUCAGUAUGCAUUUCUUACUUUCCCUAUUACAUUUAAAACUCAUAACCAAUAUCUCUACCUUUUUCUACUUUGUAUAUUUCUCCUUACAAAACCUCUUGUAGCCCUACUAGCGUAAUUUGUUAGUUACAAUUGCUCUUCAAAUAGUUCAUAUACUUCUUCCAAUCUUCUGUAAAUCUCUGGUCCCGCAGGUUUCAAAUCCUUCCUGUCAUUUUGUCCAAUUCUUUGUAGUCCAUUAAUUUCGUCUGCCAUUCUUCUUUCGUCGGAAUUUCUUCUUGCUUCCACUUCUGGGCUAACAAUACCCUUGCUGCACAGGACCCCAUUGUUAAAACAGCAGCACCAGCUUCCCCCUCACUACCUAGCCAGGUUCAUGAAACAGACCCUUUGGUGUCAACGGCCUGGUCCGGUGGAACUCCCUGCCACUGAGAAUUCAACAGGCACCUUCUGUGCCAGCUUUUAAAUCCCUGCCGAGAACCUCUCUAUUCCACCGGGGCAUCUGAAUCAUAGGAUCAUAGAAUCAUAGAAUCAUAGAGUUGGAAGAGACCACAAGGGCCAUCGAGUCCAACCCCCUGCCCUUGAGUCCAUCAUCCAAGUCGUUGAUAAAGAUGUUGAAUAAGACCGGGCCCAAGACAGAACCCUGUGGCACCCCACUAGUCACUCUUCUCCAGGAUGAAGAGGAACCAUUGAUGAGCACCCUUUGGGUUCGGUCAGUCAGCCAGUUACAAAUCCACUGAGUGGUAGCAUAGUCAAGACCGCAUUUUACCAGCUUCUUUACAAGAAUAUCAUGGGGCACCUUGUCAAAUGCCUUGCUGAAAUCAAGGUAGGCUACAUCCACUGCGUUCCCUUCAUCUACCAGGCUUGUAAUUCUGUCAAAAAACGAGAUCAGGUUAGUCUGACAUGACUUAUUUUUCAGAAAUCCAUGCUGACUAUUGGUGAUCACAGCAUUCCUUUCUAGGUGCUCACAGACUGUUUGCUUAAUGAUCUGCUCCAGAAUCUUCCCUGGUAUUGAUGUCAGACUGACUGGGCGGUAAUUAUUUGGGUCCUCUCUUUUCCCCUUUUUGAAAAUAGGGACACCAUUUGCCCUCCUCCAGUCUGCCGGGACUUUGCCCGUUCUCCAGGAAUUCUCAAAGAUGACUGCCAGUGGUUCUGAGAUCACAUCUGCCAGUUCUUUUAAUACUCUUGGAUGCAGUUCAUCUGGCCCUGGAGACUUGAAUACAUCUAAACUAGCCAAGUAUUCUUGUACUAUCUCCUUAGUUAUUCUGGGCUGUGUUUCCUUUGCUGAAUCAUUUGCUCCAAAUUCUUCAGGUCGGGCAUUGUUUUCUUUAUCGGAGAAGACUGAGGCAAAGAAGGCAUUGAGGAGUUCAGCCCUUUCUGUGUCCCCUGUUUGCAUUUCACCAUCUUCUCCUCUGAGUGACCCCACUGUUUCUUUGUUCUUCCUUUUGCUACGAACAUACCCAUAAAAACCUUUUUUGUUGCUUUUAACCUCUCUAGCAAGCCUGAGUUCAUCUGUGGGCAGUACAUCCUUCCACAAUGCUUAACUGAUGUCCCUUCUUCACUUUUAAAUGGUUUUAAUUUGUUUUUUAACUUUUUUUUUAUUCCACUGCCUGUUUUUUUAUCAUUGUAAACCACUGUGAUAUAUUUCUGUGAUACAGUGGUACAUAAACAACUUUAUAAAUAACUAAAUAAGUGCCUCGGAUAUGGUUAGAUUUUUUUCUUUGCUUUCGUUGUUAAGGCUGGUUUUAAUGUUAUGUUUUGUGUUUAUUUGUAAGCGGCUUUGAGUUGUUGCUGCAAAAAAAAGGGACUAAUAAAAUGGAUAAUUAAAAAUAAUGGUAAUUUUUACACACACACACACACACACACACACACACUUUUAUUGGUUUUUUUACAUAUCAUUUCCAACAAUCAUUUAACAUAACUUCUUAUACAAUACAAUAUUUUAGACUUCCAUCAACCACCUCUGAUGAUUUUCCAUUCUUUAUCACUUAUUCUGCAUCUCUUAAUUUCUCUAUUACUCUUAAUUAGCAUUAACUAAUAGUUCUCCUCAUAGUCUUUCUGGCAAUAUUUCAGAUGGUCCUCCUUACAGAACUUCUUGCAGUCCUAUGAGCGUAAUCUGUUCAUUACAAUUCCUUUUCAAAUAGUUCGUAUAUUUACUCCAGUCUUCUAAGAAUCUCUGGUCCAAUAAUAAUGGUAAUUAAAGGGGAGGGGGAGAGGAAUAGAAUGCUUCUUUCUCCCUCCUAACUUAACCCCCCCCCCCGACACCCCUGGGAGGUGGGCUAGGCUGAGAGAGGCAGGGACUGGCCCAGCGUCGCCCAAUGGAAGCUCCUUGGCCGAGUGGGAGGAUUCGAACUCGGGUCUCUCCUAGUCCAACACUCUAACAGCCGCACCACACUGACAUCCUAUCCCUUCCAGUUGCAGACAGCCAGCAGCUGCCUCCGGAAGUGGCCUCUGGCGGUGCUGACCAAGACCUGACCCUCUCCUUCAGCCUGAAGGAUGGAGCCACGGAGGUGAAGUUCUACCUGCUCAGCUCCCAGGGAGCCAAGGAAAUCUUCAACGGGACACAAGUGACUCUGCUGCAGAACGGCUCUGAGGCGGAGCUGAGGCUCUGCUCCGUCUCCCCGGACUGGGCUGGUGCAGUAUUGCUCUCUCUAUGGAAGGAAUGAUUUCGGUCUAAAUAUGUGUCUGUGCAUGGGCGUAGCCGGGGGGGUGCAGGGGCAGCUCCCUCCCCCAAUAAUCAAUAAAAAAUCAAUACAGUGGUAUCUUGGUUCUCAAACAUAUUCCGUUCCGGAAGUCCGUUCCAAAACCAAGGUGCGCUUUCCCAUAGAAAGUACGGCGGUACCUCUACUUACGAACGUGAUCCGUUCCGGUGUGCGAACAGUCCGUAAGCAGAACGUGCUACUGCGCAUGCAGGAAGUGCGCAGAUCGCUUCUGUGCGUGCGCGCGCGGCAAACCCGGAAGUAAACACUUCCGGGUUUGCCGCAUUCGUAACCUGAAAAGCUGCAACGUGAAGCAAACGUAACACGAGGUACGACUGUAAUGCAAAAUGGAUUAAUCCGUUCCAGACUUUUAAAAGCAACCCCUAAAACAGCGAUUUAACAUGAAUUUUACAGUCUAAGGAGACCAUUGAUCCAUAAAAUGAAAGCAAUAAACAGUGUACUGCAGUCACACAGUCAAUCAAUUGGUAGCUGAACUGGGUUCCACAAUGGCACAAAAACAAAACAAAAGAGCCGCAAAAAUGAAAACGCAAAAUAAAUAGCAAAAACAGACAGACCUCAGCGUAACACUCAAAACGGAAGCAUAACACUCCAAACGGAGCACGUUUGGCUUCCAUAAAAAGUUUGCAAACCGGAACACUUAGAAUCAUAGAAUCAUAGAAUCAUAGAGUUGGAAGAGACCACAAGGGCCAUCGAGUCCAACCCCCUGCCAAGCAGGAAACACCAUCAGAGCACUCCUGACAUAUGGUUGUCAAGCCUCUGCUUAAAGACCUCCAAAGAAGGAGACUCCACCACACUCCUUGGCAGCAAAUUCCACUGUCGAACAGCUCUUACUGUCAGGAAGUUCUUCCUAAUGUUGAGGUGGAAUCUUCUUUCUUGUAGUUUGGAUCCAUUGCUCCGUGUCCGCUUCUCUGGAGCAGCAGAAAACAACCUUUCUCCCUCCUCUAUGUGACAUAGAGGACAUUUCACAAUUUGCCUUCCUUCCCCCUCUUUCUGCAGUUACUUAAAUUUAUUUUUAAUAUCUUCUGCAUACCCAAAUUAACUUCAUUUGUUCAUUUGUUCAUCUACUUUAAAUAUAUACUCUUAUGAAACUUUAGGUUAUUAUGAGAAAGAAAGGAGAUUCCGAAUAAAUAUCAGGAAGAACUUUCUAAUGGUAAGAGUGGAAGGGACUCCCUUGGGAGAUGGUUGGCGUUCCUAAAUAUGUGCAGGAUUUUACCUGGAGGACCCUGCCCACACGCAGGGGUGGCCCGUGAUUCCCAGUUCCACGCCAGGAGAGAACUUCCAAGAGCUGCGGUUCCUGCACUGCCUGGGGUUGGACUAGAUGCCCUUUGGGGUACCCCUUCCAACUCUGCAGUUCUCGGAUUCUGGCUCCCAGUUCUGACAUGUGUCUCUUACAGGAAAAUACAUCUGCCGCUACUUGUACGAAAACACCAUGCACGAGCUGACCAAGGAGGUGAUCGUUCCCCUUGGGGAAGCGGACCUCAUCCAGACACGGUCGCAGCUCUCCAUGAACUGCAGCUCCCCUGAGGGCCUGACUCUGCAGUGCUGCGUCCGGAACAGAGGAGGAGAGCUGAGAGCAUCCUGGAAUCCAGGCGCCCCAGACCCAGGUGGGUGAGGGGAGGGCAGGGAGCGGCUGGUGAGGCCCAUCAGCCUGGAUGGGCAUUCUGCGCAGCCGUUUUGUUUAAAUUGCAUUUUUAAUUAAGCUGCAUUUUAAAUUGCAUUUUAACCUGUAUUUAAAUUGGUCCCCCCCCAUUAUGUUUUUACUGUGAUUUUAUUUUAUUGGUGUUAGCCGCCCUGAGCCCAGCUCUGGCUGGGGAGGGAGGGCAGGGUAUAAAAGUUAUUAUUAUUAUUACAGUGGUACCUCGGGUUAAGUACUUAAUUCGUUCCUGAGGUCCAUUCUUAACCUGAAACUGUUCUUAACCUGAAGCACCACUUUAGCUAAUGGGGCCUCCUGCUGCUGCCGCGCCGCCUGAGCACGAUUUCUGUUCUCAUCCUGAAGCAAAGUUCUUAACCUGAAGCACUAUUUCUGGGUUAGCGGAGUCUGUAACCUGAAGUGUAUGUAACCUGAGUUACCACUGUAUUAUUAUUAUUAUUAUUAUUAUUAUUUCAUAAAAUUAAUGCACGGCUUGAUGGUAAACAAACAACAACAAUGAAAAGUCAAAGUGGUUUCCAAAAGGAUAAAACAAGAAAAAAAUAUGCAGUGCUUUUCAACAUACAAAAAUGAAAAGACUAAAACAGAUUAAGAUGCAAAACUUUCUCAGCGUCUGGGAAGGCUAGUUGAAACAAAGAUCUUUUCAGAGCCCUGCUUGAACUCUAGAGGCAGGGAGUUCCAAAGUGCAGGGGCUGCCACACUAAACAACCAAGUUCUUGCAAGUAGGAAACAGGUCUACGGUGGCUCUGGAAGUAGUGCCAGUUCUUCUGAUCGCAGGGGUCUUGUGGGUGCAUGUGGGGUGAUGCAACCUCGCAAGGAGGGUGUUAAGAUACCAGAGGGGGCCCUCCUAGUAGUUCUUCCUCCCUCGAAAGUUCGUGCAUGUGUGUGGCCCAGAUGAGGGCCUUCUCGGUGGUGGCCCCCAAAUUGUGGAACUCCCUCCCCACAGAGUUGCCCAGCAAGCAGGACCUGAGUGCAGCAGAAACUUUCCCCACUUGGGAUUGCCAGCAUUUGUUGUUGAGUCGUUUAGUGGUGCCCGACUCUUUGUGACCCCCUGGACCAGAGCACGCCAGGCACUCCUGUCUUCCACUGCCUCCUGCAGUUUGGUCAAACUCAUGCUGGUAGCUUCGAGAAGACUGUCCAACCAUCUCGUCCUCCGUCGUCCCCUUCUCCCUGUGCCCUCCAUCUUUCCCAACAUCAGGGUCUUUUCCAGGGAGUCUUCUCUUCUCAUGAGGUGGCCAAAGUCUUGGAGCUUCAGCUUCAGGAUCUGUCUUUCCAGUGAGCACUCAGGGCUGAUUUCCUUCAGAAUGGAGAGGUUUGAUCUUCUUGCAGUCCAUGGGACUCUCAAGAGUCUCCUCCAGCACCACAAUUCAAAAGCAUCCAUUCUUCGGCCAUCAGCCUUCUUUAUGGUCCAGCUCUCACUUCCAUACAUCACUCCUGGGAAAACCAUAGCUUUCACUAUAUGGACCUUUGUUGGCAAGGUGAUGUCUCUGCUUUUUAAGAUUCCUGGCCCUUAUGAUCUAUCUAAAGAUUAAACUACAUCAAAGCUACCUUCUAUCUUAAUGACCCAAGAUGCCUGAUGAAGCAACUGGCCUGUGUUUCAGAAUGCUUAUACGUGCCUGUCAGGUGUAGAGAACGCAAAUGGCAGAGGUGCAGAGGCCUGUGGGAUUCGAUCAGAAAUUAUUGUCAAUGAAUCAAACCCAGUCAAGGCAAUGCUUUCAUCGCGGACACAAUGGCUUGCUUCAUUUUUCAUAACUCCUCAUAGCAAUCCCACCUGAGUCCCACACUCUGGAUAUCUGCACCCCUACAUCCCCCCGCCAGAUCUUUCCCUCCCCUCCCUCCCUUCCUUCCUUUCCCUCCCUCCCUGCCCUGAACAUCUGGCCCCCUCUCUCUCCGCAGUUCGCCUGGGGGGCAACGGAGACCCUCUCUGCCACUUCCUCGCCCUGAAUUCCUGCCCCAGCGGUGACACCGCCUACCGGUGCACUUUUGAAAGCGACCACCUGGGAACCGUGCAGACCACAGUGUCGGUGGGCCCGAUCCAAGGUAACGGGGGAGACGGGGGAACUGGCGGCCAGAGAGUCUGUGCCUUUCUGUCGCUCCUUUGAGAGCUGGACGUGUUCCAUGAAGGCCUUUCCUGCCUGUGCAUGUGUGUUUCUUGUGCCACAGCCGGAGAUCGCUUCUGCCCCGGUGAGAACUCUACAGGCAGGUGGGAUGCCACGAAGGCAGGGAAGGUGGCUGAGCUCCUGUGUCCCGAGGGGACCGAUGGAAAGAUGCUGCGGUCCUGCUCUCCUGGAGGGACCUGGGAAAAUGUCCAAGACAACUGCACAAAUCAUCAACUGCUGUCUGGGUUGCACGAGGCCCAGGUAACGGGUGGGUUCUUCUGGGCUUCUCUCUCUCUCUCUCUCUCUCCACUCAUACCUAUAUACAGCCUAUAUACAGUCUAUAUACAGUUUAUAUACCGUCAUACCUUGGGUUUCAGCCGCUUCAGGUUGCGUUUUUUUGGGUUACGGACCACCGAAACCUGGAAGUACCAGAACGGGUUACUUCCGGGUUUUGGCGGUUGCGCAUGCGCAGAAGCUCUAAAUUGCACUUUGUGCAUGUGUAGAAGCGCCGAAUUGCAACCCGUGCAUGCACAGACGUGGGUUGCAAACACUGCGGAGCCCCGUUCGCAUCUAGAAGCAAACGUAACCUGCGUCUGCGCGUGCGUGGGUCACGUUUUGGCGCUUCUGCGCAUGCGCGUGAUGUCAUUUUGAGCAUCUGCGCAUGCGCAAGCGGUGAAACCCGGAAGUAACGAGCUCCGUUACUUCCGGUUGCCAUGGAGCGCAACUCAAAUGCGCUCAUCACGAAGCACAUUCAACCCGAGGUAUGACUGUACUUGAUCUUCCUGGUUCCUGAGCUUUCCCGUCAGUCUCGCCAUCUCUGCAUAUUCCAUAAAUUUGGUCUGCCAUCAUUAUGGGCCAAAUUCUUGUACCUGUUCCCAUGUUAGCUCUGCUAUCAAUGGGAAACGAUAUCGAUACGAUACGAUAUCUUUAUUGUCAUUGUCCCAUACAGAACAAUGAAAUUGAAAAAUCUACAUAAGACAUUCAAAAACCCCUAAAAACUCUGAAACCCCAUUUUAAAAUACCAUAUACUCCUAUAGAGACUCCUUAUACUGCUUCCCAAUGUUGAGCCUAAAGGGUUGGUCUUACUUUUUAUGGCAGCCGUGAGACAAAUAGUUGCUUCAAACUGGGGUGGAAACGCCCCCCCCAUGGGAACUUGGACCCAAGAUAUGUGGCAUCUAGCACUUAAAUGCUUAACUCAAGAAUAUCAAAGAAAGACAUGUUCCACUCUGUACGGUCUUGAUCUAUAUCGUUCAUCAACCCUAAUCUCCUCUCUGUCUCAGUCACAACAGCAACUAUGGAGAAAUAAUUUUAACACUGUAGACUGGAGUACACCCUGUGGACGUAAAUUUAAUUAACAAUAUUAAGAAUGUGAGCUUAAUCUGUAAUGUAAAAGAUUUCCCAAGUCUGUUUUGAUGCCAUGUGGAUGAUUAAUUUUUUUAUGCUUGAUGUUUAAAUUAUUUUUUUUAGAUAUGCUAUAAGCCGCCCAUACAAGGCUUUAAACAUCCAAAUAUGCAUUUGUCCUGUUUGCCAACAGUUUAUGGUUGGUAAUCAUUUUUUACAUUUUUCAGUAGAGCUUGUAAUAAAACGAAAAAAUAAAACCUCAAAGUGAUUUCCGUGUGACAGCCCAUCAGAUAUUUAAAGAUGGCUCUCAUAUCUCCUUUCAGCCUCCUCUUCUCCGGGCAAAACAUCCACAACUCCUUCAAUAAGGCUCGGUUUGCAGAACCUUUAUGUUCUUGACCACCCAACUCUGCACAUGUUCCAUCAUGUAUUUUUUAACAGCCAGUGGGUAGAUAGAUAGAUAAUUUAUUACAGUCGGAGACCAAAGCUCAGCCAGUGGGUAUUGUGGAAUCCAGUGGCAAUGAGUUCCAUAGGAAGCCACCCUUGGUCUAAUAGCCUCACUGCUGUUUGUGUGCAGCUGCUCCAGGCAGGGCUGGGCAGCCCCCAAACGGAGGUCCCUUGGAUGAUAGACUGGCUGAAGGCAGAGACCGAGUCCGGAAACAUUCAGGGCAGAAACCCCCGGGACCUCCUGGCUGCGCUCAACACAAUGGACAUCAUCUCAGAGGUGGCUCUGGGAGCCCAGAUGCGCCUGGAGAGCAGCGUUGUGUCUGUGAGUAGCAGCACCCAGGCAGGGAAGGACUUCAGGGCGGGAUUCCUUCAAAGUACUCUGCAUGGGGCUUAUCCUGGGGCUUGAUCCGGAAGCUGGAAUUAGUGCAGGAUGCUGCACCACAGUUGCUGGCAGGAGGGAGGCCUUGUUGGCAUCGCAACCCCUGUCCUCAGGGAUCUGUCUCGCCAGAGUGGUGCAUGCUCUGGUUAUCUCCCGCUUGGACUACUGCAAUGCGCUCUACGUGGGGCUACCUUUGAAGGUGACCCGGAAACUGCAACUAAUCCAGAAUGCGGCAGCUAGACUGGUGACUGGGAGCAGCCGCCGAGACCAUAUAACACCGGUCCUGAAAGACCUACAUUGGCUCUCAGUAUGCUUCCGAACACAAUUCAAAGUGUUGGUGCUGACCUUGAAAGCCCUAAACGGCCUCGGUCCAGUAUACCUGAAGGAGCGUCUCCACCACCAUCGUUCAGCCCGGACACUGAGGUCCAGCGCCGAGGGCCUUCUGGCGGUUCCCUCAUUGUGAGAUUACAGGGAACCAGACAGAGGGCCUUCUCCGUAGUGGCACCCGCCCUGUGGAACGCCCUCCCUUCAGAUGUGAAUGAAAUAAGCAGCUAUCUUCUCUUUAAAAGACAUCUGAAGGCAGCCCUGUUCAGGGAAGUUUUUAAUAUUUAAUGCUGUAUUGUUUUGAACAUUUGAUUGGGAGCCGCCCAGAGUGGCUGGGGAAACUCAGCCAGAUGGGCGGGGUAUAAAUAAUAAAUUAUUAUUAUAUUAUUAUAUCUGCACUGACUGCUGAUUGGCUACUCGGCCAAGUUCGAUAUGUUACUGUGGGGAUAUAAAGCCCUUAACUUGGGACCAGUUUUCCGAUGAGAUAACCUUUCCCUACAUACAUCUGCUAGACCAAUUGGUGGAACUGGCAUGAUUACAGGUGCCACACUCAGAGGGGGUGGCAUAUAAAAUAAUAAUAAUAAUAAUAAUAAUAAUAAUAAUAAUAAUAAUAAUAGUUAUUAUUAUGCAUUCCUAAGAACAUUUAGUGUGGCAGCACCUAAAGUUUGGAACUCCCUGCCUGUUGAUAUCAGGCAAUUGUCUUCCCUGAACUCUCUUAGGCAACUGCUAAGAACAUUCUCGUUUAGCCUACCCAGAUGUUUAGAAAGCUGGAGUGAGUUUUUAUCUGUAUUGCGUCUGUCGUUUCCUUAACUUUUUGAACGUUAGAAAUUAUUGUUCGUUAAUUUAUCUUGUUGAUAACAUUAUUGUUUUAUCUUGCUUGUAAAGCGCUUUCAUUUUUGUUUGUUUGUUUUCAUCUUCUUCUUUGGCGAUCAGUCCUAGGCUCUGUGGUUUAACCCACAGCGCCACCCGCAUCCCUUAUGCUGUUUAUACAUUUUGAGGUCUUAGAUAUAUGGUAAUGUUCAUAAGUGUACCAACCAAGCAAGUACAUCAGCACAGGAAGACCGACCUGGAACCAUUUUGAUUCUUAAACUGAGCAAAUGUUUUCUCUGCAAGGUCAAAGUGGGAAACCUCCCCAUUGUCCCUUUCCUCACAAAUCCUGUCUGUUUAUGAAUAGGGUGAGCCUGUGACCUGGCCCAGGAACUAAGUAUUUAUCAUUACAAAAGACUAGCCAGGCUCCCCAGGAAAUCCAGUCAAGUAACCUGCCAACAACAUUCAAAAUUUCUGUUUUAGACCGCUUUUUUUGUGAUGUAUGUAUGUUUCUGGGGGUGGUCUUGAUCUACAGGGUGGCGAUUUCAAAAGUCUAUAUAAGACCUUGCGCGCCAUUUUUCUGGGUUCCUCCUCUCUCCUGGGGGUGAGGGGAGCACUCUGUUGCAACAGAUCAAUAAAGAUCAAGCUUACUAACUGCUUUGCUUCUCAAUAUUCUCUGGCUGGCCUCUGUUAUUUUCUCCUACCAACAGGGAACCUAUGCAAGGACUCUAUAUGGGCUCUUGGAUACCCCAUAAGGGAAAAGAGCAAUUUUUGUUUACAACAUGACCACCUCUCACUGCAAGACUUGGCCAUCGGCCAGGGAUUGUUUAGCUGCAACGCCUGCAUUGCUGGGGUUGGGCUAGAUGACCCUCAAGGGUCCCUUCCAACUCUUCUACAAUUCUAACCAUGACCCAGGUUAAUGAGGAAAUCCCUCCUUCUGCUUUCAGAAUUUGCUGGCUGCUGCCAACACAAUGCUCGACGUAGACCCGGGGCCGGAGUGGUCUGCAGUGGAAGCCCUGAGCCCGUCGGCCGCUUCCAGGCUCCUGCAGUCCAUUGAGAACCUCGCCAGCCUCCUCCUGCCGCCCGCGGGCAGCCCCUACAACUUGACGCUCCCCAACCUUGAGCUCCAGAGCGCCCAGAUGGGCCCUGAGUUUGAGGACUUCAACAAGGGCUUCGACACGGACCCCCCUCUCCGCGUCCACAUUGAGGAGGAGGAGUUGUUGCGCUGCGGGCAGAAUGUCACCGUCACCAGCCUGGUGCUGAAGAAGCUGGGCAGAAUCCUGCCAGGCAGCCGUGGCGCCAAGGCCAGGCUGGGCAGCUUAGUGAUGUCCAACUCCGUCACGGCUUCCAACGGGAGCGUCUCGCAGGUGGAGGUGGAGAUGACCUUUGGCCACUGGAACGGCACCGGCGAAGGGCAGGAGGAGGAAGAUGAGGAGGAGAGGGUGGCACAGUGUGUGUUCUGGGACCACAGCCUGCACGGCAGGGUCGGCGGCUGGUCAGCCGAGGGGUGCCAGACCUCCGGCACCGAAACCGCCACCAAGUGCACCUGCCACCACCUGACUUCCUUCUCCAUUCUCAUGUCUGCUCAUCCUGUGCCAGACAGCUUCGCCCUGACCUUCCUGGGCACCUUCGGGGUCUGCGCCUCAAUCCUGGCUCUCAUCGCCACCCUCGCCAUCUACUACCUCGUCUGGACUUCGGUGGUGAAGAACAAGGUGAGAGACAAACAGGCUGCACCCUUCGGGAAUUUUGAGUUGGGGGGGAAAGACAGGGCCGGAUUUAGGUUUGACGAGGCCCCAAGCUCCUGAAGGGAAUGGGGCCCUUUCUAUGUCCAGCUGUCCUUUGCCAACAACAAAUUGUCCCUGUUUUUGUGUUGAAUAGAUGCUAUAUAGUAAUUUAUGGACCUAAUAGGUAUCUAAAGCCAUUUGCACAUGUUGCCCUGCAACCAGUCCAUGCAGAAUGUCAGCACCUUAUAUAUAGAAAGGAGCAAACCAGGGAUAUUUUAGGGAGCAGGCGGGGCCCAUGACUUACAUCAGGCAUAGGCAACCUUCGGCCCUCCAGAUGUUUUGGACUACAAUUCCCAUCAUCCCUGACCAUUGGUCCUCUUAGCUAGGGAUCAUGGGAGUUGUAGGCCAAAACAUCUGGAGGGCCAAAGGUUGCCUAUGUCUGACUUACAUCAUAGGAGCCUACACAGCACAAAGCACUGUUGCUGUAGGUAAGUUUUAUUUUAUUAGUUUUUUAUCUUAUAUUUUGGAAAUGUACAUCCAGUGUUUAUUUCCUUUAAAAAAAAUUUGGGGCCCCCAAGAGAGUGGGGCCCUAAGCUAGAGUUUGUUUAGCUUAUAUGUAAAUCCGGCACUGGGGAAAGGCAUGGUAGAAGGUUUUUUUAAAGUCGUGCAUAGCAGGGAGAUAGUGGAUGGAGAAAAGCUGGAUUAUUCAGGAUGAAUAAAAGAAAGUCCGUCUCCAUGCAGUGCAGACUUAAUCUAUGGAACUCCCUGCACUUGGAUAAUAAUAAUAAUAAUAGUAAUAGCUCCAGAACGGAUCCCAUUCGCAUCCAGAGGUACCACUGUAAGAAUAAUAUAAUAAUAAUAAUAAUAAUAAUAAUAAUAAUAAUAAUAAUAAUACUAUUUAUACCCCACCCAUCUGGCUGGGCCUCCCCAGCCACUCUGGGCUGCUUUCAACAGAAUAUUAAAAUACAAUAGUCUAUUAAACAUUAAAAGCUUCCCUAAAGAGGGCUGCCUUCAGUUGUCUUCUAAAAGACUGGUAGUUGUUGUUCUCUUUGACAUCUGGUGGGAGGGAGUUCCACAGGGAGGGCGCCACUACUGAGAAGGCCCUCUGCCUGGUUCCCUGCAGCUUUGCUUCUCGCAGGGAGGGACCCGCCAGAAGGCCCUCGGCUCUGGACCUCAGUGUCCGGGCUGAACGAUGGGGGUGGCUUUAAAAGAGGGUUAGAUGAAUUCAUGGAGAGGGUGGUCAAUGGCUUCUGGCUCUGCCCUGCCUCCACAAUCGGAAGUAGCAACGCUUCUGGGAGCUGCAGGAGGGCUCUUGCGUUCGAAUCCUGCUUGCGAGUUUCCCAUAAGGGGCAUUUGCUUGGUCCUUGUGAGAAAAGAAGGGUCAUCGGCCUCAUCCCCCAGGCUCCUUGUGUUCUUACGGUCUUAAAGGGGUCCAGAUGAAGUGUUUCAUACACAGCAAAAUCCAGGUCCGAAUGGACCACAAGGGCACUUUUUAAAGGGAGGUCCAGCACAGCUGCUCAGGGUGACUCAAACAAGUGAGUCAAGCCACUUAUUAUCACAGAAUCAUGGAGCCGGAGUUGCUCCAAGCUCCUGCAAUGCAUUGCAAUGCAUAAUAAAUAAUAAUAAUAAUAAUAAUAAUAAUAAUAAUAAUAAUAAUAUCCCACCUUUUUCACAGUCUGGGACUCAAGGAGACUUGUGCAAAUUUAAACAACACAGAAGUACAAAAAGCUAAAAACAUAUCAAAGAUAAAACAAUAUAAAAAACCCUAUUUUUUAAAAGUUUUUUUAUUAAGAAUUUCAACAUAACAAUUAUAAAAUAAAUAAUCUCCAUUAUUUUCCCCCUUUCCCCCCCUCCCCUAAAAACCCUCCCUCCCCCCCAAAACUUCCCUCAGCUCCUCUCUCUGAUUUCUCAACUCAUGUUAUUCUCUGCAUACUGUAAAAUUGUAUAUAUCCUUUUAUUAUCUGUCUACUAUAUUAACCCUCGAAAACAAACCUAUUAAAAAUACAGACAAUAAAAAAACAGCACAGCACUAGUCUCCUUCAUUGGAGGUUUUAAAGCAGAGGUUGGGUGGCCACCUACCAGGGAUUCCUCAGCUGUGUGAUUCCUGCGUUGCGGGGUUGGGCUACAUGACCUUUGGGGUUCCCUCCCAACUUUACAAACCUGCGAUUCUAGGGCCCCCUGAGGCCUGCCUGGCCCCCUCUCACCCUGACCAGCCUUCUCCCGUUUCCCAGGUGUCUUACUUCCGCUACACCACGUUGGUCAACAUCGCCCUGUCUCUGCUGAUGGCCAGCUUCUGGUUCCUGGGCGCCUCUCGGCUGGCGUCUGACCCCGAGAGCAAGCUGUGCGUGGCGGCCGCCUUCUUCACCCACUUCUGCUACCUGGCCAUGUUCUUCUGGAUGCUGGUCCAAGCCCUGAUGCUCUUCCAUCAGCUGGUCUUCGUCUUCCACCAGCUGAGCACCCGCUCCGCCCUGCCCGCCAUGGUCUCGCUGGGCUACCUGUGCCCCUUUGCCAUCGCCGUGGCCACGGUGGCCGCCUUCCUGCCCCGGGGGGGCUACCUCCACCAGGCCGUCUGCUGGCUCUCCUCCCGCAGCAAAGCCAUCUACGCCUUUUCCGUGCCCGUCCUGGCCGUCGUGUCGGCCAACGCGCUCAUCCUCUUUGUGGUGCUGCUGAAACUCAUGAGGCCCUCGGUGUCCGAGGGGCCGCAGGGAGAGGAGUGGAAGGCUCUGGUCAGCAUCUUCAAGGCCCUGCUCAUCCUCACGCCCGCCUUCGGGCUGACGUGGGGACUGGGCGUCAUCACCAUGACCACGGAUGCAUCACAAUUCACGCAUUACAUGUUUACCAUCCUCAAUUCGCUCCAGGUGGGUGUGGACCAGGGCCAAGGUAAUUGUGUGUUUGUGUGUUUGUGUAACUGGGAGUCAGAGUGCUGCCACACAGAUCGGCUCAGAAGCAAGGUAACUGGGAGGUAAAGGUAAAGGGACCCCUGACCAUUAGGUCCAGUCGUGGACGACUCUGGGGUUGCUGCGCUCAUCUCGCUUUACUGGCCGAGGGAGCCGGCGUGCAGCUUCCGGGUCAUGUGGCCAGCAGGACUAAGCCGCUUCUGGUGAACCAGAGCAGCGCACAGAAAUGCCGUUUACCUUCCCGCCAGAGCGGCACCUACCGUAUUUUUCACUCUAUAAGACGCACCAGACCAUAAGACGCACCAAGUUUUUAGAGGAGGAAAACAAUAAAAAAUAUAUAUUCUGAAUCUAUUAUUUCUGUAGAGCCUCUUUUCAAAUGCUUGAUUUUGCAAGUGAACAGGAGAAGCAUUUUAACAGGCAUUAGUGCUUGGAUUUCAUUCUCUCACAGAAAGCCCCAGGGGGAAAAAAUUGAAUCAUCUGGCCGUUUGGAGAGAUAGAGGCACAUGGUUUGGGCAGUGAUGGAAUCCAAGACUGACUGAAGAGGGAAAACAAGAAUAAUGUUCUCCUGUCUGUUUGUCAAGUUGCUCAGGGGGCAAAUGAAGGGCUAUCAUACAACAACCUCACAACAACCCAGUGAGGUUAAGGUGGCUCUCUCUGCGCAGCGCCUCUCUAGAGAAGCGGGAGGAGAAACGGAGCCCCUUCCAUUUUUCCUCCCGCUUUGCUGAAGAGGUGCUGCGCAGAGAGGGAGAACUGCGCAGUGCCAUUCGCUCCAUAAGACGCACACACAUUUCCCCUUACUUUUUAGGAGGAAAAAAGUGCGUCUUAUGGAGCGAAAAAUACGGUAUUUAUCUACUUGCACUUUGACGUGCUUUCGAACUGCUAGGUUGGCAGGAGCAGGGACCAAGCAAUGGGAGAUCACCCCAUUGUGGGGAUUCAAACCGCCGACCUUCUGAUCAGCAAGUCCUAGGCUCUGUGGUUUAACCCACAGCGCCACCCGCAUUCCAACAGGUAGGUGGGUUUCUCAAAAACCAAUUCUGCGAGAUGAAUCUCAUUUCUUUCUUUGAUAAGAGUUACCAGCUUGGUGGAUCAGGGGAAUGCUGUGGAUGUUGUGUAUCUUGAUUUUGGUACGACUUUUGACAAAGUUGUUCAACAUCUUUUUAAAUUACUUGGAUGUAGGAAUUGAGGGGAAGCUCAUCGAAUUUGCAGAUGACAUGAAAUUGGGAGGGGUAGCUAAUGUCACAGAAGACAGAAUCAGAAUUCAAAAUGAUCUUAACAGAUUGGGCCCAAACUAACAUAAUUAAUUUCAAUAGGGACAAAUGCAAGGGUCUGCACUUAGGCAGGAAGAACCAGAAGCACAAAUAUAGGAUGGGGAACACCUGGCUUGGCAACAGCACAUGUGAAAAGAAUCUCGGGGUCUUAGCAGACCACAAGCUGAACAUGAGCCAACCGUGUGAUGCAGCAGCAAAAAAGGCGAAUGCUAUUCUAGGCUACAUCAAACCUAGUGUCCAGAUCAAGAGAAGUCAUAGUCCCACUCUAUUCUGUCUUGGUCAGACCCCCACCUAGAGUCCUGUGUCCAGUUCUGGGUGCCACCAUUUAAGAAGGAUAUUGACAAGCUGGAAGGUGGGCAGAGGAGGGCAACCAAGAGGAUCAAUGGUCUGGAAACCAAGCCUGAUGAGGAGCAGUUGAAGGAGCUGGGUAAAUUUGGCCUGGGUAAGAUGAGACUGAGAUGAGAUAGAACAGGGGUGGCCAACUCCCAAGAGACAGUGAUCUACUCACAGAGUUAAAAACUGGUUCACAUCAAAGUUGUUGAGCUGUUGAGCUUUUUUUAGGAAUGAGGAAAGACUUGUUUUUUGGAGCAGACUCUGAAGUACCAUAUUUUUCGCUCCAUAAGACACACUUCACACUUUUUGUCUUCCUAAAAAGUAAGGGGAAAUGUCUGUGCGUCUUAUGGAGCAAAUGUGUGGUCCCUGGAGCCAAAUUGCCCAGGGGCUAAAAGCAGAUCAUGCUUUUUUAUUUUUUUUGGAAGAGGGAAGGGGGUGUUGAAACAAAGCCGCUGAUCGGAAGCGAUCGGAAGCGAAGUAAGGGACGCUAGCAAUAAAGGAGGCUGCCUGGGAGGGGGGAGGUAAAGACAGCAAACUUGCAAGGAGAGGAGACAGGAAGACUAAAGCAAUGGACAGAAAUUAGAAGAAAAGGAGGAGCAAAAAACUGCUCCAGCUGAGGAAAAGACACUAAGGCAAACAAGAGGGAAGGGAGUGUUGAAAGGAAACAGCUGAUCGGUAAACGAUCGGGAGGGAGAUAAUGGAUGCUAGAGAUAAAGGAGGCUGCCUGGGAGGGGCGAUGUAAAAGCCCACGGAUCCUCAGGACUUUUGCAUUGGGUCACCCCCAAAUUCACCAUCAGAUCACAUAGCAUGUCCAUGGCUACAGCCUGCACCAAAAACACACACACAUCCAUUGUUGCGUGGGGCUGCAAUGGUGCAAGAAUGUGGUUACAAAGCACGGAUCCACAUGGAUCCUCAGGAUUUUUGCAUUGGGCUACCCCAAACUUUCCGUCCAAUCACAUGUCUGUGGCCACAGCAUGAACCACAAAAAUCAUACAUCCACUGUUUCGUUCAGAAUAUAUUUUUUCUUGUUUUCCUCCUCUAAAAACUAGGUGCGUCUUAUGGAGCGAAAAAUACGGUAUUUUGUUUAAGGCCGCUGAAGGGUCUUCACUAAGCAACAUUCUUCUCUGUUGCAGGGGGUCUUCAUUCUGAUUUUUGGCUGCCUCAUGGACAAGAAGGUAAGCAGCACACCCUCCCCAAAUUGGCAGUGUUUUGUUUUGUUUUUUUCCAACCAGGAGGGUCUCAGAGACCUGGAGUGGGGGGUGAUGUGGAGGCUUUUCCAAGCACAAAGAUGUGAGGGGCUUCUGACUGCAUCGCCCACAGGAGGGAAGGAUCUUUGCCAGUCCAAGCACCGGUCACUGAGACCCACAAUAGGGGUGGGAGAUGCACUUAGGGGCGGAAGCUUCUUCUGCAUCAGGCAUAGGCAAACUCGGCCCUCCAGAUGUUUUGGGACUACAACUCCCAUCAUCCCUAGCUAACAGGACCAGUGGUCAGGGAUGGUGGGAAUUGUAGUCCCAAAACAUCUGGAGGGCCGAGUUUGCCUAUGCCUGUUCUACAUCUCUGGGGCAGGGGCUGUGACCCACAAUUGGUUUCUUCAGGCCGCUUGCUGGCUUUGAACCCCACACAGUUGAUUUUGCUCCUUUAAAAAAAAACUUUGUGGCCAAUCAUUCACUCCCCAGGGCAGGUGAGAACUUUGAAAACAACUUUGUUGUUGUUUAGUUGUUUAGUUGUGUCCGACUCUUCGUGACCCCCUGGACCAGAGCACGCCAGGCACUUCUGUCUUCCACUGCCUCCCGCAGUUUGGUCCAACUCAUGCUGGUAGCUUUGAGAACACUGUCCCACCAUCUCCUCCUCUGUCGCCCCCUUCUCCUUGUGCCCUCCAUCUUUCCCAACAUCAGGCUCUUUUCCAGGGAGUUUUCUCUUCUCAUGAGGUGGCCAAAGUCUUGGAGCCUCAGCUUCAGGAUCUGUCCUUCCAGUGAGCACUCAGGGCUGAUUUCCUUCAGAAUGGAGAAGUUUGAUCUUCUUGCAGUCCAUGGGACUCUCAAGAGUCUCCUCCAGCACCAUAAUUCAAAAGCAUCCAUUCUUCGGCGAUCAGCCUUCUUUAUGGUCCAGCUCUCACUUCCAUACAACAACCACAAAAAUGGUGAUGGAAACUGUCGCUUUGGACCGAUGACCCCCCCAGGACAGGACAUGCAAAUAGAGAGGUGAAAGGGAUGCUUUCUGUUGUUUUCUGCUGCUCCAGAGAAGCAGACACGGAGCAAUGGAUCCAAACUACAAGAAAGAAGAUUCCACCUAAACAUUAGGAAGAACUUCCUGACAGUAAGAGCUGUUCGACAGUGGAAUUUGCUGCCAAGGAGUGUGGUGGAGUCUCCUUCUUUGGAGGUCUUUAAGCAGAGGCUUGACAACCAUAUGUCAGGAGUGCUCUGAUGGUGUUUCCUGCUUGGCAGGGGGUUGGACUCGAUGGCCCUUGUGGUCUCUUCCAACUCUAUGAUUCUAUGAUUCUAUGAUGCUGGUUUAUACUGCAAAAACUCCCUAACAGAGGAUGCUCAUGGCCAGGACUGUCACAUGUUCCUCCAAUGGCCUCAGGAGUCACUGUUUGUUUCUUACAGGUGAGAGGAGCGCUUUGCAAGCGUCUGUGCAAGUCACCUGCAUCUCAGGUAAGCAAGGUCCCAGCUGGCCUCAAAUUCCCUGCCUUCGCACAACCAGCUUCGCUGGGAAUGAACUGCCACCUCCCCUUUUUCACCUGGUGUCCAGGCUUGGAGGCCGUGGAUCCUUUGCUGAGGCCCUUUGCUUCAGCCUCCUAUUUAUCCAGAAUCUGAUUACCUGCCCCUUGCAGCUGGCUCUCCCUCUGGAGAAGCCUCCAGGGCUUCUUCUCACCACAACCCUUUCCUACAGCUUUUCCAGAGGAGCAGCUCCAUCAAAAACCUUGGCAGCACAGAAAACACUUCUUCACGCAGUUCAUAAACUGUGGAACUCCCUGCCACAGGAGACAGCGACGGCCACCAACUUGGAUGGCUUGAAAAGAGGAUGGGACAAAUUCAUGGAGGAGGACAGGGCUAUCGAUAGCUAAUAAUAAUAAUAAAAUUUUAUUUAUAUCCCGCCCUUCCCAGCUGAAGCUGGGCUCAGAGCAGCUAACAACAAUAAAAGUAACACAGCAUUCUAAAAUCAAUUCAUUCUAAAAUCAAUUCAGAAUCAAAUUAAUGGCAACCAUUGGGCUAGAGUUCUGUGAGGAUUUCCAAAGGAGGGGGUCAGGCUGUGCCCUGGCCAAAGGCCUGGUGGAAAAGCUCCAUCUUGCAGGCCCUGCGGAAAGAUGUCAAGUCCCGCAGGGCCCUAGUCUCUUGGGACAGAGCGUUCCGCCAGAUCGGGGCCACAGCCGAAAAAGCCCUGGCUCUGGUUGAGGCCAGCCUAACCUCCCUGUGGCCUGGGACCUCCAAGAUGUUUUUAUUUGAAGACCUUAAGGUCCUUCGUGGGACAUACCAGGAGAGGCGGUCCCGUAGGUACGAGGGUCCUAGGCCUCAUAGGGCUUUAAAGGUUAAAACCAGCACCUUAAACCUGAUCCUGUACUCCACCGGGAGCCAGUGCAGCUGGUUGAACACCGGGUGAAUGUGAUCCCAUGGCAAGGACCCCGUAAGGAGUCUCGCCGCGGCAUUCUGCACCCGCUGGAGUUUUUGGGUCAGUCUCAAGGGCAGCCCCACAUAGAGUGAGUUACAAUAAUCAAGACUGGAGGUGACCGUCGCGUGGAUCACAGUGGCCAGAUGACUCUGCCUCCAUAAUCAGAGGCAGCGAUGCUUCUGAAACCCAGCUUUCUAAACAUCUGGGUAGGCUAAACGAGAAUGUUCUUAGCAGUUGCCUAAGAGGGUCCAGGGAAAACACCUGCCUGAUAUCAGCAGGCAGGGAGUUCCAAAGUUUAGGUGCUGCCACACUAAAUGUUCUUAGGAAUGCACAAUACAGUGGUACCUCGGGUUAAGUACUUAAUUUGUUCUGGAGGUCCAUUCUUAACCUGAAACUGUUCUUAACCUGAAGCACCAUGUUAGCUAAUGGGGCCUCCCGCUGCCGCUGCACGAUUUCUGUUCUCAUCCUAAAGCAAAGUUCUUAACCCGAGGUAAUAUUUCUGGGUUAGCGGAGUCUGUAACCUGAAGCAUAUGUAACCCGAGGUACUACUGUAAUAACUAUUAUUAUUAUUAUUGUUGUUGUUGUUUAGUCAUGUCCGACUCUUCGUGACCCCAUGGACCAGAGCACGCCAGGCACUCCUGUCUUUUUACUUUUUACUUUAUUAUUAUUAUUAUUAUUAUUAUUAUUAUUAUUAUUAUUAUUAUUUUAUAUGUCACUCCCUCUGAGUGUGGCACCUGUAAUCGUGCCAAUUCCACCAAUCGAAGUGGUCUAGCGGAUUUAUGUCGGGAAAGGUUAUCUCAUCGGAAAACUGGUCCCAAGUUAAGGGCUUUCUAUCCCCACAGUAACAUAUUGAACUUGGCCCAGUAGCCAAUCAGCAGUCAGUGCAGACCUCUGAGGACAGGGGUUGCUAUGCUGACAAGGAAGGGAGAGCGAUGCUGCUUGCAGGCUUCCCACGGGCAUAUGGUCAGCCACCAGGAUGCUGGACUAGUAGGGGCCAUUGGCCGGAUGUAGCAAGCUCUUCCUAUGCUCUUACAGAACCUCCAAGUCCAGAGGCAGUCUAUCCGUCUUAGUUUUUUUACGGGAAUUUGGGUGGACUAGAUGGCCCCAUGGCCCGAGCCUGCAGGUUCUUCUUAGGUCCUUAGGCUAUCCUCCUUGCUGCUGGGCGAAGCGGCUUCUCUCUCCCCUCGGCUUUGGGGGGCGGGGGAAGGCAACGGAGCCAGGCUGGGGGCUCCCCACUGCUUCCUGGGAUGGUGCCAGGUGGAAUCAAGGGGCAACAGUAAAAUGGUAGGGCCGGUUUACUCAACCUCCUGUUUCUCCCAAUUGGGUCCACAGACCAAGAGCGAAACGCUGGACUCCAAACUCAGCAACUGA